Messenger RNA from Lingula anatina, 1243 nucleotides. Its product is annotated as myosin essential light chain, striated adductor muscle. Gene Ontology annotation, cellular component: muscle myosin complex. The record is from RefSeq and is a predicted model, not a curated record. NCBI's taxonomy places the organism in Eukaryota, Metazoa, Brachiopoda, Lingulata, Lingulida, Lingulidae. Gene Ontology annotation, molecular function: calcium ion binding.
CAUGUGUUUGACAUGAAAUAUGCUAAGGCCCUAAUUUUCCGUCAGUCCUCAUAAUGCCUCGUGUUUAAAUGUUAAAUAAACACCAAUGUAUGCCGCGAAGCAUUGUUAAAUAUUUAACAUAACCCUAGUUUUGGUGGUGGGGGAUUAGAGCCAAGUCUUAGAGUAUAAGGUUGUAUUGACAUUAAGCGUUCUCAGUAAGACGCACGUCAAUCAGGGUCAAAACGAGAAAGAGAUUGUUUUCGGAGUCGUCUGCCAAGAACGCUGAUUGAUCGUCUGCUGCAUUCCGAGAGCCUUAUUCCGGUGGAUUUUUCUCGAAAGUUUCCAAAGACAAUGGCGAAAAAGCUGGAUCCUGAAGAACUUGAAGAUGUCAAGGAGGUGUUCGAUCUGUUCGAUUUCUGGGACGGAAGGGACGGGUUGGUGGAUGCCGCCAUUGUAGGGGAUUUCCUCAGAUGUGUGGGACUGAACCCGACACAUGAGGUAGUCCUCAAGAACGGAGGGACCAAGAAAAUGGGCGAAAAACAACUCAAACUAGAAGAAAUCAUCCCCAUAUAUCAAUCAGUCAGCAAUAUCAAAGAUUCGGGGACCUUUGCGGACUUCAUGGAAGCUUUCAAGACAUUUGAUCGGGAAGGUCAAGGAUAUAUUUCAUCGGCAGAGUUACGUCACGUGCUGACAGCAGUCGGAGAGCGAUUGUCCGAUGAAGAAGUGGACACAAUUCUGAAGAUGACGGAUAUUCAGGAAGAUUUAGACGGGAACAUAAAAUAUGAAGAUUUCAUCAAGAAAGUAUUGAAACAGUGACAAAGGAAUGAAGUUAUGGUUUUAAAAACACAGAGAUUCCAUGAAAUGACUAACAUUCAAACCAAAUGGACCAAGAUUUGUUCAACAAGUCAAGUUGCGCAUUCCCGAUGGACGUAUCCAAAUGCAUGCUCAAAUACUUAAAUAGUUGAAGACCAUAUAAUCAAAAAAUUGACUUAUUACGAUGCAUAGAUAGCGCUUUACUAAUGAGAAAACAAACAGUCAUCCAACCUAGAGAAUGAGACUUUAAAAAUGCGUUUAUUGCUUUAUUCACUUAAACAGUUGUAAAGAAUAUUUAAGAUUGUCACUAAUUUCUCUUCAAUGAAGAAUUGAUAGUUGAAUCUCUACGUCAGAGCAUUCUGUGUUUUGUAUAGUCGUCAUUUAAGUUCAAUAUGUAUAUCGUGUAAGUUGCUUGGCUUAGCCUUGAUGUUAAUAAAGUAUUAUAAAAAUA